Molecule: messenger RNA, 2872 nt
Organism: Xenia sp. Carnegie-2017
Lineage: Eukaryota; Metazoa; Cnidaria; Anthozoa; Malacalcyonacea; Xeniidae
Product: threonine aspartase 1-like
Exons: 14
Coding region: 483-1586 (367 amino acids)
Biological process (GO): protein maturation
Molecular function (GO): threonine-type endopeptidase activity
Source: RefSeq, a predicted model, not a curated record
AGAACAAGUUGUCUUCAGUAGGAAAUUCGGGAAGAGCUAUAUGUAUGUACAGCAGUCUACAAGUUCCAUUCACAAGUUCAGACAACCGACUGAAAGUCACAAACUACUGUAAUCAUACAAUAUAGAUUGAUGGGCUCAUCUAUAGACAUAAACCUCUCUUUGGCACCUUGUGCUUUCUCGUAACAAUUUCGUCAGAUUUGGACCGCUUUUAUCGAUUGCAGAACCAAUCGAACAGCUAGUACUCACUAAAUUACAAGAGAUAAAUUAAGACAGCCUUGAAUUUCAUAUGAAGUCUUAAAAAAUUCAACAAUUUUAAAUCAACCUGUUAGAAUUGCAGCAUUUAUCGGUUUGGCGUUCGCCAUGUUGAAUUACUUGGAUUUUAUUACAUGUAGACUCCCCCCUGGCCCCCCAUUCCCAUAUAUACAGCUAACGGCUAAGCACUGGUGUCACUGGGACAUUUGGGUGAAGAAAUUGGUGAAAGGAUGGGUGACAAAGCUCUUGGAUUUAUUGCAGUUCAUGUUGGUGCUGGUUAUCAUUCACAACAAAAUAUAUCACAAUAUGAGAUUGUGUGCAAUAUGGCAUGUCAAAAGGCAUGUGCUUCUUUACAAUUAGGACAAAAUGCCUUGGAAGCAUUGACAGUUGCCAUUAAGGUUCUGGAGAACAGUCCUUUAACCAAUGCUGGUAUUGGCUCUAAUCUCACUAUGAAUGGUGAAGUGGAAUGUGAUGCUAGUAUUAUGGAUGGUAGUUCAAGUAGUUUUGGUGCCGUUGCAGCAGUUUCAGGUAUAAAAAACCCAAUAGUUGUUUCAAAGAAACUUCUUCAGUUGCAGAGCACUUCACGAUCCUUUGGACAGGUACCUCCAAUGAUUUUAUGUGGCGAAGGUGCUCAUGAUUGGGCAAUAAAGCAUGGCAUUCUUGGAAUUUCACCAAAAUCAAUGAUCUCGGAAGCUUCAAUGAAAGCCUUCAGAAGGUAUUCUUCAUACUUAAACAAUGAAGGAGGGACAAAAAUGUUUAAGAUUGAUCAUGAAGAUGAGUGUGUAAUGGACACUGUAGGUGGUGUUUGUUUGGAUAGUAAUGGUUAUAUUUGUGCUGGCGUAUCCAGUGGUGGAAUACUUAUGAAGUACCCAGGAAGAAUUGGACAGGCGGCUAUCUACGGUUCGGGAUGUUGGGCGUCAAAUGCGAUAAAGAAUUCACCAAUUGCCUGUUCAUCUUCAGGCUGUGGAGAGGAGUUAAUCAAAACUUCACUUUGUAAAGAAUGUUGGCAACUAUGUACAACAAGUAAGACAGAUGGCGUUUCUAUACUGCAAGAACUACUGAAGAAGAAGUUUAUUGAAUCUCCCUUUCUUUGUGAAAACGACGAUAAGCAGGCAGGAAUCAUAUUGUUGAAAAGUCGCUUUAACAAGGAACCUGAAAAGCAAAGUUUAGAAAUCGAUUUUUCCUGGGGUCAUACGACGCGCAGUAUGGCUGUAGGAUGUAUGGCUGUUACAGACAGAAUGCCUCAGUUCUUUGUAUCAAGAUUAAAAAAAGAAAAAUCUGGUGGGAGUUUAAUUCAUACUCAGAGCAUUGUAAAACAAUUUUCACUGGCUUGAAUUUGCCGGAAACUUGCAAAGUUGUCAAAAUAUAUUUUUCGGGAGGUUGCAAUACAUCCAUGAACAGGUGAUGCGAAACUUCGACGUGUUGAAAGCGAAGCCUGCUAGGCAGCUACAUGCGGCUUUUGAAGUACUGCUUUAAGCCAUCGUAGUCUAGGCUUGUAACUAUAGCUAGUGUAUCUGGUAAUUCUUUUAAAUCGCAGUCAUAACAUUUCCACGUCGUCAACAUUUCCAAAUGAUAAUAAACAGAAAAAAUAUAUUGAUGUCUAUCAAGGAAAGAAGAUUUUAUAAUGACGUAGGACAUGGCGCCUGGAAACAUCUUGGCUUUCAUGAAUAAAUUACUGCAAGAAUUAGCCAUGGAAAUACAGGUGCUUCUGUCUAAAGUAGUCAUUUGCCUGCUUUAUUAUUCAUUGUUUUAGAUAACCUGUCAGUGGAAAAUACGAUGUAGAACAUCAUCCUCGUAUCACUUAUUUUGCUUCUUUUAGGCAAACUGAAUUAACUAAGGUAUGUCUACAUGAGAGAGAUACGGUAGAUUUCUUCUGAAAUGCCGAAUCGUUGCUUUCAUUGUCAUGGAGGAACUUAGAACUGUUCUUGGCGUCGUAUAUUCAUGGCAAGCUAUCGCAGUAUGACAAUGACAAGUAUGCUUGUCUUGUAUAUAGUAUGUAGCACUCGUAUUACAUUGACGUGGGAUUCACAGUUAUUGCAACCUUCCAAUGAACAUUAUAUGUUUGAAGGAGCCUUACAUGGUAUGGAUGUGUUUACGGAUGAUCUGAAUGGUGCAACUGGACCUGAAACAUUUAUGGAGAAAUUUUAUGUUUGUUACGAACCAGACGGAUCAAGAACCUACUAUAAGAAAUUUGAUGAGUCGCAUUUUUCAAAUCGAAGAUUUUGGGUGAUAACGGCUCAAGGACAGUUCGUCGCUUCAAUGAAAACUUGUUGAGAGUUUGUUCGAUAAGCAGAACCUUGUUCUUUUAGUAGAUGUUGAUGAUGAAAUGCAAUGGAAAACUUGAAUGGACAUCGAGGAUUGUGGCAUUAGGCAAAAAAUAUAUAUAUAAUAGCUUAUUCUUAGAUACGUUUACUUUUUAAAAACUUCAAUAGCAUUUUUAAAUGGAAGAAUUGAAGAAUGGUAUUAACGAUGACGUUAAAGUGAAGAUGGAAGAAUUGAAGAAUGGUAUUAACGAUGACGUUAAAGAAAAGAUGGAAGAAUUGAAGAAUGGUAUUAACAAUGACGUUAAAGAAAAGAUGGAAGAAUUGAAGAAUGGUAUUAACAAUGACGUUAAAGAAAA